AUGGCAGAAAUCCCAGCUGCAAUGACCAGCCCCCGCUCAGUCGGCCUUCCAGAGGCCCCAAACCGAGAUCCUUUGCCAGAAGCGCAAUGGCAUACCUUGCUGGCAGUCAUGGACACCGUCGUGUGCUCCUGUCAGAGAAACAAACCCCGUGACGUGGAUGAGGCAGGUCUUAGCGAUGCUGAACACGAAAAGACCACGAUGCACCUCAGGCAAAAUACUAGCCUUGAUCCUUCCGACACGUCAACAUUCGAUGCCUUCCUCGCCGAGAAACCCUCCGAAAUACCACUCUUUCAAGAUAUCCUGAAGCGGAUGUUGUCCGGUUUUCCCCAUGAUAAACUAGCUACGCUUCACAGCGUACUGUCCCUGAUUGAUAACUGGACUACGACUCUCCCUCUUACCGGUCGUCUCACGCCAUUCUCCAAAUUGUCCAUCAAGGACCGGACACGUGUGCUGCACUCUUGGAGAACCAGCUCCUUGGCUAGUUUCCGCGUACUGUUUAAGCAGCUUUCGCAAAUCGCCAAGCAUGUUUAUCUUCGCGCGAGUCCUCUUUUCGAUGAAGUCACUGGAUACCCAUCAGCCCCGUCUGGAUGGCACCCAAUCGAAUCCUACCCUUUCGAAUUCAUGGACUUCAACACAUCGCAAACUCCGAUUCAACUGGAAACAGAUGUCAUCGUCGUGGGCUCAGGUUGUGGUGCUGGUGUCGUCGCGAGGGCCAUCGCCACGGCAGGUCAUGGCGUCAUCGUCGUGGACAAAAGCUACCAUUUCCAAACGUCCUCGCUGCCUCUUGACCACAGCGAAGGCUUCUUCCAUCUUUUCGAACAAAGUGGUAUGCUAGCCUCAGAAGAUGGGUCCAUCACCGUCACAGCGGGAUCAUGCUUUGGCGGUGGUGGAACAGUCAACUGGAGCGCGUGCCUACAGACCCAAAACACGGUGCGUGAUGAGUGGGCGGACGAGCGAGGUCUCACCUUUUUCAAAUCAUCCGAGUUCCAGACUCACCUUGAUUCUGUCUGCGAGCGGAUGGGCGUCAGCGACGAGUUCAUUCGUCACAACCAUGGCAACUCGGCUCUGCUCGAAGGCGGACGGAAGCUAGGCUUCAGCGCAAAGCCUGUGCCACAGAACACGGGUAAUUGCGAGCAUCACGAUGGGCACUGCGCGAUGGGUUGCUGGAGGGGAGAGAAGCAAGGCCCAGUGAACGGAUGGUUCCCAGACGCAGCCCAGUGCGGGGCCAAAUUUAUCCAAGGAUUCAAGGUUGACAGGGUGCUUUUCACGAAGAAGGGUAAACAUGUUGCUCGUGGCGUUAUUGGGACCUGGACACCGAAGAACUCCAAGGAUACGACACCUAGAGUGGUGACCAUCAAGGCGAAGAGAGUUGUUGUUUCUGCAGGAAGUCUAUGCAGCCCCAUCAUCUUGAAGAAUAGCGGACUAAAGGCAAGCAAUGGGUCCCAUUUCACUUUUGGAGAAGGCGGAAUUCUCACGUCUGUAGUGACGAGCCUUGACAACCUGGAUGGGAAAGGCCACGGUGUUAAGCUAGAGCGUGUCUCAAUGAUACCUUCCAUGGCUCUUCCCUGGUUAAAUUGGACCUCUGGACUUGAUUAUAAACUAUUGUUAUCCAAAUAUCGCCACAUGGAGAUAUUCAUCGCUAUUACACGAGAUCGUGACACUGGCCAAGUUCUCAUUGACCCGACACGAGGCACGCCUCGUGUGGCUUAUACACCCUCCAAAUUCGAUACCCGCUCAAACUUGACGGGCAUGAUCGCCUUGGCAAAGAUCCUCUAUGUCCAAGGUGCCCGAGAAAUUCAUCCCGCCCUCCCAGGCCUUCGACCGUUUAUCCGCGCACAGGAAAGAUCUGAUAAUUCUGUUAACGGCUCUGCGGGCAUCACGGAUGAGAGAUUCCAAUCUUGGCUCAAGGAGAUGGAGGCACAUGGAAACAAGACGCCGGAAACGCCAUUUUGCUCUGCUCACCAGAUGAGCUCCUGCCGCAUGAGCGCCAAGGAAAGCGAGGGUGUCGUGAAUGAGUUUGGAAAGGUUUGGGGCUGUGAAGGGUUGUAUGUCGCUGAUGCGAGUGUUCUUCCUAGUGCCAGUGGUGUGAACCCUAUGGUAACCAUCAUGGCAAUCUGCGAACGGAUCGGUUCGGUCAUUGCCAAAGACUUGGCAUUGGAGAGACAGGAGACGGCGAGAAUUUGA
Messenger RNA from Fusarium keratoplasticum, 2184 nucleotides. Its product is annotated as Long-chain-alcohol oxidase. NCBI's taxonomy places the organism in Eukaryota, Fungi, Ascomycota, Sordariomycetes, Hypocreales, Nectriaceae. The record is from RefSeq and is a predicted model, not a curated record. Gene Ontology annotation, molecular function: long-chain-alcohol oxidase activity; flavin adenine dinucleotide binding. The transcript is spliced from 4 exons. Bases 1 to 2184 code for a protein of 727 amino acids.